Molecule: messenger RNA, 599 nt
Organism: Symbiodinium necroappetens
Lineage: Eukaryota; Dinophyceae; Suessiales; Symbiodiniaceae
Source: the annotation of a GenBank genome assembly
AUGGUCGCUGCUGACAUCAAACUCGUUCUCCAAUAUCUGCCCGACCUCGGUCCCCUGCUGGACGGCGAGCAGUCCAUUUGUCGUUUGUUGGAUGCCAUCCACAAUGAGCCGUGCUGGUGGGUCCGCAAAACCAAGGCAGCUGUUGCUGUCUUUCUUGAAGACCUCAGGCCUUGGAGCGAGCUACGAGCCGAUCAGAGACCUGCCAGUGGCGCAGAGGAGACAUUUCGUGCCGAUGUUCCUCCCGUUGAACAGGCUGACGUUCUUCCUUUUCGUUGCCACCUAUGCUCCUCUGGUUUCAGGCUGCGUAAGCACCUUGGUGCUCACCUUGCGCGUACUCACAAAGUCUGGAGCCCAUCGCGACAUUACACUUUGGCAGAGUACUGUCACAGCUGCCACAAAUGGUAUGGGUCUGCCUCACAAGUUGCUCAGCAUCUGAAGCAGUCGGAUGCUUGUCUCUGGCGGCUUUGUCACCUCUUUCCCCCCCUGGACGAUAACCAAAUUGCUCAGGUGGAAGGGGAGGAGAAGUCCAGACAGCGGCUCCUCAAGAAUGGACAUUGGAAUGCCUUUGUCGGAGUAGGGCAGCGAGCCCUCUUCUACGG